AUGUCCAAACUUCUCCUUCUCUGUUUUCUCAGCUUAGCCAUCGGUAGAAUGUAUGUUUAUUCUCCUGAUGCGCUAAGGCUUGAGAUGCAAAACAGAUACUCCCACGGAGAAAUCAGAAAUUCUUUGGCAAACUUCGGAAAUCCUCCCUAUGGGUCAGUCAUAGUUGGCCGUGUAUUUUACCGUGCAUCCCAAUCUGACGCUUGUGAACGUAUGGCACCAUUUGACUGAACUGACGAUCCAGACCAAAUCAACACCCCAAUUCUCCUUGUAAACAGAGGGUCUUGCUAUUUCAGCGUAAAAGCUAGACAUGCCCAAGACAUCGGCGCCAGAGCUCUUAUAGUAGUCGAUAAUAAAGAUGAGAACCCUGAAAACGUGAUUAUGAUUGACAAUGGGUCUGCUGGGAAUAUUUUUAUCCCUACUUUUCUGAUUUCUAAGUCAGACGGCGAGCUUAUACAAAGAUAUAUUAAUAAUAGUACCUAUACGCGUCAUGUUGCUUUGUCGUUGACUUUUGAUGUGCCUCAUAAUGGGAGUAAAAUCAAUUACGGUGUUUAUAUGUCAUCAGAAGUCCCUCAUGUUUAUGAUUUCUUAACUUUUUAAAUGCAGAAAAUUAAUAUUUAAUAAGGAAAAUCAUUUAAAAAAAUUUUACUGUUUAGAUUCUUAAUAUAAAAUUAAUUAAAAAAUAGUUUAGCGAAAAAAUUUUUUUGGAUUUUUUCAAAAUUUUUACAUUAUCGAAAGAAGAGUAAAGGAAUUCGCACCUAUAGCUAGUGGGAUUAAAAAGGAAAGUGCAUUAUUUAGACCACAUUAUGUGACUAGCUAUUGCAUUUGGUGCAGUGUUGACUACUUUGGCAAAGCCGAACCAAAUUGCUUAAGCGGGGGACGAUACUGUAUAGAACCUCCAUUAGGCGUAGACGCUACAGGACGAGAUUACAUCUACGAAGACCUUACUCCCCUACUUUAGCGAAAACAAUUUGUUCGAUCAUGGGAGUGAUUAAGAAAAUUUUAUAUAAUUUUUUUUUUCAAAAUUCAAAAAAAUCCCAAUUCGAAAUAAAUUUAAAUACAAUUUCUUUAAAAUUCAGCUAAAGAUUUCAAUAUUGUAAUUAUCGAACUAUAUAUCAAAUAUUUUUGAAAAAAAAUUUUAUAUUUUUUUGCUCACUAUGUGAUUUUUACUCAAAAAAUAGGGAUUUUUCUAAUGGUUUUACUCACCCAUCAGGGCAUUUAGAGAAAUCUGCAUUUAUAGAGAAACAGAAAAAAAGGAUACCUAUUCCCUAUGGUUCAAUUAUAUUAAAUAUUACACAGAACUUUGCACAGGAAAUGUGACUGAAAGUUGCUCAGAAGCAGCCAUGAAAAAAGCUGGCGUGAACGUAAAAAAAGUGAAAUUAUGCGUAAAAGAAAGCUUUUUAGAAGGCGACCCGUUAAUAGUAGACAAUAUUCUACUUAAAGCUGAAAGAGAGUCCUGGGCGAACGCAUCAGCUUCAUUUUAUCCAGCAUUAGUCGUCAAUAACCAAACAUACAGAGGUGACUGGGAAACUGAUCCAGUAGUAAGAGCAUUAUGCGCUGGGUAUAGCUAUGGCCAAGACCCUGAGUUUUGCAAAGGAACCCCAGUACCUCAAGAGGACGAUAAUAAAGGUACAGGUGCUGGGACCAUUAUUUUGAUUUUAACAUUAUGCGUAGUGCUUGUAGGGGUCAUUUUAGUUUUCUAUAGGAUGUGGAUGAAGAGAGAGAUGAAAGACGAAAUGAGGAGACAAGUCAACACAGCAGUUUCGCAGUACUUCGCAUUGUCUGAUACUUCAAGCAUGAAACAUGGAGAAAGGCCAGUAGUCAGGGUAUCUUAUAACUAA
Molecule: messenger RNA, 1838 nt
Organism: Blepharisma stoltei
Lineage: Eukaryota; Ciliophora; Heterotrichea; Heterotrichida; Blepharismidae
Source: the annotation of a GenBank genome assembly